CUAACUGGACAAGUCGUUACGUGCUGAUUUUGCAUGUGCACUUGUAUGGACGCCAGCAAUCAGCCACCUUGGUCCGCCAGAACAUCACGCUAGGCCUAUGAUGACGUGCAUGUACAACUGGAGUGGCGUGGAGAGCUGGUAAAACUACCCUUGCUGAUGAAGGAAUAUUGACAGGGUCCAGGUUCAUAAUUUUACCCUACAAACCAGGUAUACAGCUUACGCAACUCCACGACGAGAAGCAGCAUGGCUACAGUGGUACUGUUUGUGGCAGUUUGGUGGAUUGCCAACAUGGUUGCCACUAUAUCAUCAAAGAAAGCAGCGAGUGGCAUCAAGCCUGACGCCACUGACAGUCUGGCCACUUGGACAGGAACAGCGGCCUUAAAGGAUCUCAGGUGGAUUGAAUUGACAAUGCUACAACACCUCUUUGGGGCGCUGUUAGCCAACACGUGGCUCCUUGUAUUCCGUCGCAAGUCAGUCUUUCCCAAAGAAAGUAUCAAUCCCAAACACAUGCUACUUGCAGUGACUGGCAACCUAGUGGGAAAUCUGGCCACUAACGCAUCUUUUGCUGCAGUCAGUUCGAGUCUAACUCAAGUCAUCAAAUCAUGUGAACCAAUCUUCACCUUUGUGUUCGCACUGCUGUUUUACAAGAACAGUGGUAACUUGACCCGCAACGUGCUGUUCUCAAUCAUCGUCAUGGUGGUGGGCACAUGUCUGUUUAUCUCAGGCGAGGUGUCCUUCAAUAUUUGGGGACUUGGUGCUGCUGUUAUUUCUAACAUCGCUUUCCCGAUACGGAACAUCUACCUGAAGAAGUUGGGUCAGUCUUGGGAUGAUCCUCUUCAAAAAAUUGCAGUGGUUUCUAACUUGAACGUCCUGAUUCUGCUUCCAUUUGCGAUCAUGAGUAUGAGCAGCUUAGAUAAACUGCCUCGUUUGGAGAGUUUCACCUCUGCCACCUUCCACUUCAUCUACAACGCCGCCUCCAUAAUGGUGCUCCAAGCAUUUAGUCCUGUGGAACAUGCCAUGUUGAACCUCUCGAAGAGAAUGUUUGUUAUUCUGGCAAAUAUGAUUGUCUUCUCUACACCGUUUACAUUCUGGACAGUCACUGGUCUCUUGGUCAUCUUCAGUGGACAUUAUAAUAAUCAAGGAGGCCGCAUUUUCAUGCAGAUAAUGAAAAUGCGGCGAUGUUUCUCUCCUGCCAUCAUCAUCUUUGGUAUUUCGUCAUUUUGUUGGUUCGUGGGAUUCUUUCGAUCUGAUGCACUCAUGAACCAAUUACAAAUGCAACUUACACAAUACCAACCGAGAGAAGUCAUCACUACAGCUUGGGUAUAUGAACGACCGAUUCCAUACAAUGUUGUAGAAAACAUUGAAGCUUUUUUGGAUAGGAAUCCCGGUAUGACCGUGAAGGUAUUCUGCGGUACCUCCCAGUGUAUGAAGGCAGUGCAAGAUACACAUAACCCAGAGAUUACAGGGGAAUUUCUAGUGCUACCAGAGAUCUUUAAGAAGACCCCUCUGGAGCUCUGGUUAGCCCGACAUCCAAUCCACAAGAUCCUGACAGGUGUUGACUUUGAAGAUCACGUGUACGAGGCAGUGAGGUUAGCUCUGUUAUGGCAUCAUGGUGGCAUUCAUUUCGAUCCCUCGAUCAAACACGGCGAGUUCACUAUCCCAGGGCACCAAGAGGCUUGGGUUAGUAUUGGGACAAACCUCACACAAACUAAAACACAUGGAGUUCUCAGUGUGUCUCGGUUUCCAGUGCACAGCGCUUUCAUUGCGAAUCUUACCAAAGCGUUUUGUCGCGAAUACUCUCGGAAUAUUACCAAUGGAAAACCGCGCUCGUUGCAGAAGUUUGAUUUUCAGAGAUUGGUCGGUAACAUGCUUCACCGAUAUUGCAUGUCUGGAGACUGUUGUCCCACCCACAUAGAAACUGAACUCGAAAGGAUUUCUGUAGUUGAUGCAAGAAGACGCCAUUUCGGAACACUUUCGUACGCAAGCAGAGCAAGGCGAUUUAAGCGCGCAAAUGUUGGGGAUGAGGUACAAAGUUUCCCUGGGAUACAAUUCUUACCUUUCGUUGACCGUUUUGUUGAUAGAGAUAACUUUAAUAAAGCAAAGAGGGAUACUCAUAUCCGGAUGUUUUUCAACGCGUGGUAUGGAGAUGCAGGGAUGACUUGGCCCCCACCGCGUAACAUCGACCCCAUCACGCUGUCUGUGCAUAUUCAUAAUCGAGUCAGGCCAAUGUUCACAAAAUAUAUCAAAUACCUUCAAUCUAAAGAACCAAUAGGAUGCAGGGAUUCUGACACUCUGGAGUUUCUGAAGCAAAACAACGUUGAAGCCUUCCUUUCUGGCUGCCUAACACUCCUCAUCCAAACUCCCAACAUUGAAGACAAGCGUUCAGGCCAAAUAUUCUUGGUCGACGUGGAGAAAGCUUUUGCUGCCCUUCUCCCCCCGGAUAUUAAACGGAGAGCGAUUCGUGUCAUGCAUUAUAAAGGUAAGGGUGGCGGCAAAUCUACCAACAAGGGACGUUUUCAAGCAGCAUACAAUUUGAUACAAAAAUACUCCAAGGCACGUGUGGUUAUUACGCAACGCGUCCAUUGCGCACUACCUUGUGUUGCCAUGGGAACACCGGUUAUUUUCAUCAAUUUCAAUCGCAUGCCCGGGGGAGGCGCAGAACGUGGUUUGAAAGUGUCGCCCCGUGUGACGGGACUUACGACUCUCUUCCACACUAUAGAUGCCUUCAAUAUGUCUCAAGAAUCGAUUGCGCAAUGGCUGCGUGAUUUCAACUGGAGAAAGCCCCCGCCGAACCCCGACGUAAGCAUGCGCAUGCGCCUUCGGGCCACGGACUGGAAUGUGAUUCGACAGGACCUAGUUUUGUACGAUAGCGCUCGUAAAUUUGGCCUGCUACCCCUAUCACCUCCCGCCACAAACACGCCGAAUCAAUUAGUGUUCCAUUUAAUCCUGAACCGUACCAGAAACCUUACAAGCCUGGACUGGCCAAAAUGGCGAACCAUCGAAUCGAUAUUUUAUCAUUAUCCGCAUGCUAGGAUUAUCAUUCAUAGUGAUAACUUACAGACAGGCCAGUUUGAUGUAUUAACAGAGUCCGGUUACACAAUUGAAGUACACGGCCUCAGUGCCAACAUUGUUAAUAACAUAAUGAAAAACAAAAUUGAUAUCAAACAUUUCCGGAGAUUUGGAUCCGGUUUAAACGAAGAAGACUUUGCAAAACUGGCGGUACUAUUCCAAUGGGGUGGGGUGUACAUUGACGCAGAUGUUAUCCUCUUGCGACAACUCGAUCUCUCGUUGAUAAAUACUCUAGUUUGGGGAAGUGAGAAGCAGAAUUCAUUCGAUCUUUCAUUUAUGAGGUUCGAGAGACGUCAUCCAUUCCUAGAGACUGCUAUCCUAAAGGCUUCUGAAUGGCAGGCAUCUCCAAAAGACGGAAAUGUCUCCGCAUUCGAAGCAUUAUUGUUUCAUACUUGGUUUAACAACUUUAAAAACAGUGUGAAAGUUUUACCCCAAGGAGAUUUCUUCAAGCAGUUCAGUGCCCCAAACGAAAGGGAUUGCCUGCAGAGCACAUUCGGGCCUGUUUUUGAAUCCAGUAUGAAACAAGUUCGACUGGAAGUGCGUUUCGCAAAAGUGAAGGGGUUGUUAACAAACCUAAGCAAAUUGAAAAAUGGAACCAUUUGCAAAUACUUGUUCAACUCAUUUUGUGUGCUGUGUAAUAACAUGUACUAACGCAAGUCAUGUCGAAAUAGUGUGCAGCGAAAUGCCAUAUAAUUUUUUUUUAACUUUGCAAAAAUGUAAUUCUUCAAUAGCAGCAAACUUCUAAACCUUCAUCAAUAACUCGGCAUUCACGUCUAGUUUUACCCAAUUGACGCCCUUAGAGCAAGCUCAGCAACCGUGUACACUAAAAAUUAUGGCCUAUUGCAACAAUCUAACUGCUGUGGGUAAAUCUUUCGUCAUCAUUUUUGAAGAUGAUCAAAACUAUAAUGCACAACCUCUACGUCAUCUUCCACGGUUCCAAAUCAAAAUAACAGUUGUCUUAUUCUACUCUAAUUUUCCUCAGUCAUUGUCAGCGAGCAGAUAUCUUUUGGACGAAAAUAUUAGCUACACAUUUGUUGUUGUUGUUGUUGUUUUUACUUAAAAGGGCGAUGUUAAGCAUUAGUUUGCUUUGAUUCACAUCAAUAAGCUGGCCCUCCUUAAUUUGCUGUACUUGAUGUAUUUCUCGACCAUCCUAAAAAGUCUCACAUUUUAGAUGUUUUGCCUCCAACUUGGAAUUAUACAUGUAGGAUCAUAAUUAUAUUCCUUUGGUGCAUUUGUUCGUUGAAAACAACAAAAUUGCAUAAAAUCUUACGUGGGGUGUAAAACAACUAACCUGUGGAACAUUCAGCACAUUUUUGCGUCUCUUGACUUGAUACCAUUGCUGAUGGACUUAAAAUACACUUUUCAAGAAUCCCCUUUCAAGAAUUUUUUUUUUUUUAAAGAUCAUAUGUUACACACGUGUUUAAUAAAACAACAUAAGAUAUACUGGUAAAGGGUGAUAUUGAGGGUAUAGCGUGGCUCGAACAUUCAAAAUAAUACCAAUGCAGAGUAUUCGCACAAAAUGCCCAGCAAAGAGAAAAAUGCCAAGCUCGACCAGCUCCAACAUAUCCGAGGGUUGAAAAUUGCACAUUUAAAUGUGCAAAGCCUCUUUCCAAAAAUUGAACACUUGCGUCUCUUUUUGGCAGAGCACCCUAUCCACCUACUCACCCUUAGUGAAACUUGGCCCCAUAGUCGUAUCGAUGAUGCUGAAAUUAACAUCGAAGGUUGCACUGUAAUUCGUAAUGAUUGUGAGGGCACACAAACCAGCACGGUGGAGUUGCAUGUUACACCUCUUACUCCAUUCCUUAUCGCAAUAUGUCAGACAUUCACAGUGACAUCGAAUCUCGCUGGAUACAGGUUAAACAGAAAAACUCUAACCCGAUUGUUUUAGGUGUUAUUUACCUCCCAUACAAACGAUGUGAACAUCUGCCUAAUCUUACAAACGUGAUGAAUCAAAUUACUUUAGGGUACCAGGAAUUGCUCAUGGUUGGUGACUUUAACCUUAAUUUAUGUUUGAUGAUGCAGAGCGUUCAAACAUUGACGAUUUCUGUUGUGAACUUCAAGUUAAACAACCGAUUGACAGUACAGUCCAACAAGAGUCACACCAACCUCCAGCACAUAUUGAUCUUGUUUUCUUCUCACACCCAGACAAAAUUACUGUCUCAAAUGUCUUCCCUCUCUGGCUAAAUGAUCACUCGAUGGUUUUGCCUAACAGGAAAACAAAUGUACAUAUUAAAGUUCCUCCCAAGGUUUCCGAAAUAAGAAACUUUUAACACUCUGACGAAAAUCAGUUUUUAAAUGAGUUGUUUGAUGUGUCUUGGGAACUUAUUCAAACCACACAGAUGAUAUCGAUGAAGUUCGGGACAUGUGGGAACAAAAUAGUGUUUAAUGAAGCCUGCAAUGGACAUGAGCCAUAUCGGAAAAUUCGCCAAAGAAGAAAUAUAUGGCCUUUUGGGUGACAAAACAAAUGCUUGAGUUGGGUCGUAAACGGGAUGCCAUGAGGGCUAAAGUUCAAAAGACCUCGAAACACGAGGAUUGGCUUGUUGAUAAGCAAUUGCGAAAUCAAGCCAAUAAUUUGGCAAAAUUCCUAAAAAGAAAUUAUUGUGAAAGUGAAAUCAACAACAGCCAGAGAAACUUCAAGAAAUUGUGGACCCUGGCUAAGGAAGCGAGGUUUAAGAAAAAACAACACUCCCUUACCAUCUUGUUUGAACAAGCUCUCCUUAGCAAUAACUUUAAAUCCUUCUUUGUCAAUAUAGGUGCUGAGCUCGCUAUAAUAGUGCGCUUCGGGACGACCAAUCAGUUUAACUAUAUACCCAUCAGUUGGCACUCUGGAUAUAAUGCAGAUAACUUUGCUUUUUCUUCCAUAACAGUCGCCUUUGUUAAAAAACAGAUGAACUUAAAAUGGAUCCGUCUGUUGCAACAUGCACUGACGGUAUGUCAAUCAAGGUACUAAAAGCUGCAUGUCCAGCCAUAUGCCCAUCGCUUACAUACCUAAGCAACAAAUCUUUGUUUUCAGGUAUCGUCUCACAGAAAUGGAAAACAGCCAGAGUCACUCCAAUUUUCAAAGGUGGUGAUCGUGAUCAUGUCACAAACAACAGACCCAUCUCAGCUCCCUCUUGUAUCUAAAGUUCUGUGAAAAAGGCUGUAAAUAACCAACUUCGCGAUUUUCUUGGUAAGAAAAAUUUCUUUGCAGAUCAGCAAUCGGGCGGGGGUUCAGACCACAGCAUGUACCCAAACAAUAGUUCUGGAUGUUGCUGAUUUUAUUUUGCACAACAUGGAUGCAGGUAGUGUGACAGGUGCUAUUCUCUUGUGGACCUAAAAACGGCCUAGCUUUGACACUGUUGACCAUGAAAUCUUGUUGUCAAAAUUGCAGACUGGCUACCGGGUCGUGGGCCUCGACCUGAGAUGGUUUGAAUCUUACUUUGAAUCCAAGCCACACACGUAGACGGUGCUCUCUCUGAUUUAGCCAAUGUUAGGGUACCUCAGGGUUCGAUCCUGGGGCCCUUGCUUUUUACUGUUUAUAUUAACUCCUUCCCAACAAGCAUUACCGUUCCUCGGUGCAAAAUAAAUGCAGAUGAUACAAUAAUUAUGUUCAGCGGCACUUCUUCAGCAUUUAUCAAGGACAUGGUCACAGGCCUGGAACAAGUGAGCAAUAGUUACAUGAACACAAGCUUACCCUUAACGUUAGCAAAACUAAAUUCAUGCUCCUCACUCGUCAGCGACUAUCACACGCGUCAAGGUUUACAGUGUAAUGUUGGACGAAUGUCUAUCCUAGUCUGCUCAAAUUAACUUCAUCGCUAAGAAAAUUUUCAAUAAAAUUGGUUUUCUUCUACGUUCUGCUAAACCUUGCCUCCAUUCCACAUUUAAAAUGCUUAGUAUAGUAGUGUCAUGGUCUUGCCUUUAUUCGAUUACUGUAGCGUUGCGUGGUCCGGUUGUUCAAACGGUAAUACUGAGAGGCUUAUGAAAUUGCACAAUCGCCUCGCUAGAUUAAUCCUCACUGCUGAUUAUAGGACACAUACAAUUAUAGCUGAACUUCAUGAGGCCCUCUCAUGGACUGCACUCCCUCUUCGCUGGCAUUAUAACAGAAUGUGUGAAGUUUACAAAUGUAUUAACAAACUUAACCCGCACUAUCCCAACUCUCGUUUUGAGGCCCAACUCAUUCAAUAGACCUGAGACCUAAUGACGCAAUGGCUUUGUUUACAUAUGCGCUCUCCUAUGGUUGCGAAGUCGGGACGCCAGACAAAGUGGGGAUCGACCGUCUACCACAUAGGAAAGCGCACAUGUAAACAAAGUGUGACGUCAUUAGGUCUCAGGCCUAUUGGCACCCAAUCUCUGUCCAAUUGCUCAGUAUGCAUGUCCUAAGUUCCUAUAAGACCAAUGCAGGUAAAUGCACUUUCCAAUGAGUUGUCCUUGGGAUGGAACAAGUUAAACACCUCACAUAGUCGAAUCACUAUCCAAGUUUGAAAGUUCUCUUAUUACUAACUUUAAUCGCCUCGGUGCUAUGCGCCCCUCGGGUGUUCAAACGUCAUAU
Messenger RNA from Patiria miniata (bat star), 7597 nucleotides. RefSeq lists its product as uncharacterized. Lineage: Eukaryota; Metazoa; Echinodermata; Asteroidea; Valvatida; Asterinidae. Bases 244 to 3720 code for a protein of 1158 amino acids. The record is from RefSeq and is a predicted model, not a curated record. The transcript has 2 exons. Gene Ontology annotation, molecular function: antiporter activity. Gene Ontology annotation, cellular component: Golgi apparatus.